This is a messenger RNA of Cantharellus anzutake, 2230 nucleotides long. Its product is annotated as Rho GTPase activation protein. Bases 1 to 2046 code for a protein of 681 amino acids. Gene Ontology annotation, biological process: regulation of GTPase activity; signal transduction. The record is from RefSeq and is a predicted model, not a curated record. Gene Ontology annotation, cellular component: cytoplasm. Lineage: Eukaryota; Fungi; Basidiomycota; Agaricomycetes; Cantharellales; Hydnaceae. The transcript has 13 exons.
AUGACGACAAUUAAUGCCGACUAUGAUGAUGCUAUGACGCAUCAAUCGCAUUCGCACGGAUACAGACUCUCGAAUGAGUCUCAGCAUAACGAAGACGAGCAGCCAGUGUCUCCUGAGUAUGCACCUCGUGCAAGCAUCGACUCUCUAGGCGGUGAUGAAGAACCACAGACUGAGCGUCAAGCCUUGGAGGAUUCUUCAGAGGAACCUUUCACCGAGAUCAAUCAGUAUGUUGAAGACGUCGUUCAGCCUGGCUUUGACGAGGCCAUACUUAGAGCUUUAUGCGAAAUGGACGGAGGCGUGCCGCUUUUGCUUGAUCGAAUAAAGCAGAGCAUGGUUUCCUGUAGGGAGGCAUCCAUCUUUCUCAAAAAACGCGCGGUCUUAGAAGAGGAGUAUGGUAGGGGAAUGCAAAAAUUAGCAAGGCAAAGCUCCGAAGUUUACUCCAUGAACGACGGCAAGGCCGGGACUUAUGUUUCUGCUUGGCAUGCCACAAUGAAGAUCCACGAAAUUAUCGGAGACAACCAUGUCCGGUUCGCAACUCGACUGAAUGAGAUGAAUGAGGAGCUGUCGUCAUUAUCAAAGGAGGUCGACAAGAAUCGGAAAGGAACAAAAGAAUUGGCGUCUCGGUAUGAACGUUCGUUGCAGGAAUCAGAGGCCACAUUGGAUAAAGCUAAAAACCGGUUCGAUUUAACUGCCGAAGAACUUCAGCGCUUCCUAAUCUCAAAAGAAGGAGAGUCCAGUAAAGAGGCAGGAAUGCCUGGAACGACUGCUAGUAAAGGAGGCAAUAAAAUUGGGAAGACUUUAGCGAAAGGUGGUAUGCUAUUGAAAGUUCGUAGUCCAGCAAAUCUGCAACGUCAAGAAGACGACAUACGGUCUCGAAUGUCGUCGACUUCAGAUGCAUACCGCAAGGCCGUCAUGGAGACUCAGACCCUCCGCCAGGAGUAUUUUAACUUCCAGUUGCCUAGAAUUCUUCGUUCCCUCAAAGAGUGUGCAGAUGAGAUUGAUCUUGGAUUACAGUACCAUUUGUCUCGUUACGCGUUCCUAAUGGAGAGCACGGCACUGAGUGAUGGGACUACGUUGUCUCCGACUGGAGUCGAAGAUGGGCCGGGGAUAAAACAUGUCAUCAACUCAAUUGACAAUGCCCAUGACUUCAAGGUGUUCAUGCAACAUUAUUUGGUAGCGCAUGCUCCCAAAGGGCCACGGAGAGAAGGGCCUUGGGAGGAAGGAUUCCUCCCUCCAUUACCGAGCGUAAGUCACGAGAAGCCCAUCGCGCCAGUCGCGUCCUCUGCGUCCCAACCCUCAUCGACGCUUACGUCAUCAUUGACGUCGUCUACUGCCGCAUCAGACAAUCCGUCACUGCCGAAAUCCACAGUGCAACCGACAUUUGGUGUCCACCUGGCUGAACAAAUGGUUCGCGACAAUGUGGAACUCCCAAAAGUUGUAGAGAAGUGUUGUAGACAUAUACAAGAGCGGGGGUUCGAUGUCGUUGGGAUUUAUCGAUUGAGUGGGACGACCAGCAAAGUGCAGAAAUUGAAAACACUUUUCGACCGCGACGUGGAUGCAGUUGACCUUUCGACGCCAGAAUGGGCAGAUAUCAACAUAGUCUCCUCAGCCCUAAAACUUUGGUUCCGAGAUCUCCCUGAACCUCUAUUAACAUGGUCGUUGUACUACGGGUUCAUUGAAGCCGCCAAGAUCGAAAACGACCGUUUGCGCCACAUCAGACUCCACGAGAGAGUGAACGACUUACCAGAUCCCAACUAUGCUACGCUAAAGUACCUAAUUGGACAUUUACACCAGGUUACUAAGCGACAGCACAUCAAUCAAAUGAGUGCUUCCAACUUAUCAAUCGUCUUCGGUCCAACACUUCUUGGACCGCCGCCUUUGUCCAGGAAUCCGUCGGUGGCGUCUCAUUCUGGGAAUGGGAAUACUGGGGUCAGUACUGAAGGCGGGAAUUCGCUGCAAGACAUGAACUGGCAGUGCAAGGCCAUCGAAACCAUCUUGGAACAUUACGAGGACAUCUUCGUAGAUGAAAAUGAGGAAAGACCAUAGAUAUACAGGUGGAUCAAUUUUACUAGGUGAUGCAUGCUUUAGUAUUGGCUAACUCAACCCGGUGUACAAGCUGGCUUGACACGUCGAGUUUCUCGCCUCAGAUUUUAAUUGUACUUGUGCACUUUCUUACGCUUGUAUAAUGUAUCCCUCAAUAGUAUAGUUGAUGAUUCCUGCAGUGUUCAAU